This is a messenger RNA of Vitrella brassicaformis, 3401 nucleotides long. The record is from the annotation of a GenBank genome assembly. NCBI's taxonomy places the organism in Eukaryota, Vitrellaceae.
AUGGGACAAGGUGCCAAACACACCAGCAGGCAGUGCACAAGUCGUGCGGUGUGCGGUGUGGUGUGUGAGGUGUGUGUGUAGAGGGAGGAGAGGGAGUGAUGUUGGGGUUUGAGUGGACGUACGACAAGUCGGGUCACGCCACCCCGAACGGCCGCACUGAGGCGUGCGAGACGCUGACCCUCAAAUGGCGCGAGGAGGUCCUCCUUCUGCUCGGCCAACACGGGUACCGCCGCAACCUCGUGUGUCGCCUCAGCCAGGCUGGCGUCGACAUCAGAUCACCCAACUCACCACGACCAUGUACUCACUGACUGAUUGAGGGAGGGAGGCACGGCACACACCGCCAGGAUCUGCAAUUUGACGGACGGACACAUCUCAUCUCCCCGUUGCUUGUCGGUCGGUGUGUGGUGUGCAGAUGUGACUGUUAGCGGCCCCGAUGCGUCGCGCGAGCGUGCCAAGUGGUACAUCGAGCAGCUGCUGGCGCAGGUGCGGUGCAGGAUCGAUGGCAGUCCGACCGAGCUCACCAACACCAUCGACAUGGCCGUCAUCCGCAAGCGCACCGACGUCACCGUCGCCACACUGCCCAGAAACUCACUCGGAUUCGUUUGCGGCAAAAAAAGGCAGGUCGGUACGCUACUCACCUAUCUGCAUCCAGACCCAACAAACCACACACCACACCACACCAAAUGCACCUGUGUGGAUCGGUUCUCUCUCUCUGUCUGUGUGUCAAUGCUUGUGCUUCCUUCAGAACAUGCAGAGUAUCGAGGAGACGUUUGACGUGUUGGUUUUCUUUGUGACUGUGGUUGGGUACGACCCCAGCCGGCUGGUGGAGGAGCAGCUCGGCCACACCCUCGACGGCCUCCCCCGGCCGCCCGUCGACUCGCCACUCGAACACACCAACGCCCUCAUCGUCGGCAGGACGCGCAACCGCAUCGCCGCACUACUCACCAUCAUGGGCGCCACCGCCGCCAUUAUGCCUGGUACGAUACACACGCAUGGAUGGAUGGAGGAGGGCGUCAGCUGAGCCGUUUGUGUGUGUGCCUGUGCCUGGGCGUUUGUGUGUGUGUGUGUCUGUCAGAUUACUAUGUGGUGGAUGGGUAUGGGAAGAACCGUUUCAGCGACGCCCCUGGCAUGGCUGUCGACGAGGUGGGUGGGUGUGCUUGCCCUGGGCGGACGGAUGGCUGGAUGGAUGUGGCUCACACAUGUCUGUCUGCAUCAAUGUGUGUGCGCAUUCGGCAGUAUUGCAUCGCUGAGGGUUCGCCCAGCAUCCACUCGACGUAUCUGCAUCGCGUCGCCCGACUCAUGAUCACGUGCAUGGGCAAUGGGCUCUACUUCAUCGCUGGUAGACACACACACACACACACACACAUGCUUGCAAGCACGGAUGGCAGCGCAUUUGGUUGAUCGGUCUACGCAGGUACCCCCGAUGAGCGUCGUCGCGGCAAGGAGUACCUGGACAUCACGGUGGCCUUCUCCAGGGCCACCCUUCACAGCCGGCCAGAGCGAUACGCCGCAUUCAAAGAAUACCUCCACGAAUCAGGCAUCCACAUGCACAACAGGUGGGCUGCCUGACGGUUUGUUUACUCUGCCAGAAACAGACGUACACACAUCGACUGCUCCCUCCCUCCCUCCCUGCCUACGUGUGUGUCUUUUCACAAGGAAUGACAUGGAGCGGUUGGAGGUGCCGGAACCCCCCGAGCGGCCCCGCGACAUCGCACUCGAGUGCGGCACAUUCGUGUUCGUAUUCGACCCGCCCACCCCGUACGCAGCAACUGAUAUUGGCACCGACCUCUCAGACAGACAGAUCCAUUCUGUUUAUUUAUGGGUGUUGCAGGUCUGCCCCCUAUCAGGUGGUCAUCGUGAGCACCCAGAGGGACAACCGCGACCGAGCGAGGUCCAUUGUCCUCUCUGCUGCCGGCCAGCUGCCCGGGCGACGGACACCCAACGGGGCGUCUGCCGGCGGCAUCACCCCCUCCCACUCCCAUUACUCCUCAUCCCACUCCCGCUACCCCCGCUCAUUUUCCGACGCCGUCUCCAACACCUACCUCACCAUCGACUCGCCGUCCGCGGCGUCCAGCAAGCCCGUGCUGCCCAAGACCACACCACACACAGAGAGUGAGACCGACAACGACCACACCCACACAACGCCCACGCAGUCGUUCGGCUCGUCCUUCGAGGAGUCCGGCCGUUCGUCGGGGUGUGGGGGCGGCGGCCCCGUCAGCGGGAGGACGACCAAUGGCGUCGGCAGCAUUGGCUAUGACGACAACAUCGGAUUCCCCACGGAGGAGUCCGAGGAGUCCGAACGCGACGAUGACGACAACGGAGGCGAAGAGGGGAGGUCUGUGUGCGACGACAUCGAGUGUCAGCAGCAGUACUGCCAGGAAGGGGCAGCCGCAGAGGGCGGCGGCGGCGAGGCACAGAUGCCCAACGGCACCGGCGGGUCGCAGCACAAGUGAGCGACCGAGGCACAUCCAUCCAUGAUGUAUCGUCUCGUCUGUCUGUCUGUCUGUGUGUGUGCAGCGGGUGUUUCCCCUCACUGUUGUCGUCCACGUCGGUGUCUCCCUCUCCCUCUCCCCAGCACGCCGCAUUGGAUGCGUGUGGUCGGCUGGGGGCCCUGGACACCGCCGUGCGCGACCUGGCCGCCUACGCCGACGACCUCGAGGGCGAGGUGCGAGACGUCGAGGACCGCAACGCAUACCUCACACAUCGCAACACGCAACUCGAACAAAAGAGCCCCGAACGGUAGGCAUUACUUAUGGGGUGGGGGACGUAUCUAUCUCUUUGUUGAUGUGUGUGGAUGCGUGUAGGUAUUGUGAGGAGCAUCUGAUGCAGCUGACCAGCAUCGAGGCCAUCGACGACUUCAUCGCAGGGUGCAAGGAGGCCCUCAACACGAUCGUCGGCGACCAGGGGAGGCUGGUCAACAUGGUCAACCAGGCCUACCAACACGUGCACGCGGGCCAGCAGGGGGGCAGCAGUGGCAGCUCGCACGGUGCCAAAGGCGUGGCCUGCAACAAGUGAUCUAGCUAGCUUGAUAAGUAGAUGGAUGGAGGGAGGGAGACCAAUCGAGAAAGGUGUCUGUCUAUGUGUGUGCGCGGGCUUAUGUGUGUAUGUAUGUGAACACGGGAGUCUGCGUCACAGACAGACAGCCAAGGCAGCGGCGGUGGGGAAGAGGGUGGGGGUAAAGGUCACCACCUGACGGCGGACAUGUGUGUCAGGCAGGCCCGGCCAUGUGUGUGUGGGUGAGUGGCUGGGUAGGUGCGUGUGUGGGUUCCUGGCUCACUCCCCCAUCUGUGUGGCCUUGCUCUAGCUACACAGUGAGUGAGUGAGUGUUAUGUGUGUUGGUGCCUCUAGUCAUUCGUGGAUGGAUGGAUGCUUACCUACCGUGCAGGCAAAAAAUUGAUGGG